Molecule: messenger RNA, 3314 nt
Organism: Cariama cristata (Red-legged seriema)
Lineage: Eukaryota; Metazoa; Chordata; Aves; Cariamiformes; Cariamidae
Gene: ZNF423
Product: zinc finger protein 423
Exons: 2
Biological process (GO): regulation of transcription by RNA polymerase II
Cellular component (GO): nucleus
Molecular function (GO): DNA-binding transcription factor activity, RNA polymerase II-specific; RNA polymerase II transcription regulatory region sequence-specific DNA binding
Source: RefSeq, a predicted model, not a curated record
UACAGAUGGUGAUGACGACCCACAACUCUCCUGGGUGGCUUCAUCUCCCUCCAGCAAAGAUGUUGCAUCACCCACUCAGAUGAUAGGAGAUGGGUGUGAUCUCGGCAUCGGGGAGGAGGAAGGGGGGACUGGCCUGCCGUAUCCCUGUCAGUUUUGUGAUAAGUCCUUCAUUCGCCUGAGCUACCUUAAAAGGCACGAGCAGAUCCACAGUGACAAACUACCUUUCAAAUGCACCUACUGUAGCCGGCUUUUUAAGCACAAGAGAAGUAGGGAUCGCCACAUAAAGCUUCACACAGGGGAUAAGAAGUACCAUUGCCAUGAAUGCGAGGCUGCGUUCUCUCGCAGCGACCACCUCAAAAUUCACCUGAAAACCCACAGCUCCAGCAAACCAUUCAAGUGUACUGUGUGUAAACGCGGGUUUUCAUCUACCAGCUCAUUGCAGAGUCACAUGCAAGCUCAUAAAAAGAACAAGGAACAUAUGGCAAAGACUGAGAAAGAGGUGAAGAAGGAUGAUUUUAUGUGUGAUUACUGUGAAGAGACAUUCAGUCAGACUGAAGAUUUGGAGAAGCACGUAAUGACACGCCACCCACAGCUUUCCGAGAAGGCAGAUUUGCAGUGUAUUCAUUGCCCCGAAGUAUUUGCAGACGAAAACUCGCUGCUCUCACACAUUCAUCAAGCCCAUGCCAACAAAAAACACAAGUGCCCUAUGUGCCCGGAGCAAUUUUCUUCAGUGGAGGAAGUCUAUUGCCACUUGGACAGCCACAGACAACCUGACUCCAGCAAUCACAGCAUCAGCCCUGACCCAGUCUUGGGGAGCGUGGCGUCCAUGAGCAGCGCAACGCCGGACUCCAGCGCGUCGGUGGAAAGAGGUUCCACCCCAGAUUCGACCUUAAAGCCUUUGAGAGGACAAAAGAAAAUCAGGUCUGUGGACAGAGAGGAAGGCCAGAACUGGUCUAAAGUUACUUACAGCUGCCCGUACUGCUCGAAGCGCGACUUCAACAGCCUUGCUGUUCUGGAGAUCCACCUGAAGACGAUUCACGCAGACAAACCUCAGCAAAGCCACACGUGCCAGAUCUGCCUUGAUUCCAUGCCUACACUGUACAACUUGAAUGAACAUGUGAGAAAGGUGCACAAAAACCAUGCCUAUCCCAUGAUGCAGUUUAGCAACAUUUCUGCCUUUCACUGUAACUACUGCCCAGAGAUGUUUGCAGAUAUCAAUAGCUUACAAGAACACAUCCGUAUUACUCACUGUGGCCCAAAUGCUACCCCUCAAGAUGGCAACAACGCUUUCUUCUGUAACCAGUGCUCCAUGGGCUUUCUGACCGAAGCAACCUUGACUGAGCAUAUUCAGCAGACUCACUGCAAUGUAGGAAAUUCAAAAUUGGAUUCCCCUGUCAUUCAGCCAACACAGUCUUUUAUGGAAGUUUAUUCAUGCCCUUAUUGCACAAACUCCCCCAUUUUUGGCUCCAUCCUGAAGCUUACAAAGCAUAUUAAAGAAAACCACAAGAACAUUCCUCUGGCACACAAUAAGAAGUCAAAAGCAGAGCAGAGUCCAGUUUCUUCUGAUGUUGAAGUCUCUUCCCCUAAAAGGCAACGGCUUUCUGCUAGCGUAAACUCAGUGUCUAAUGGUGAAUACCCAUGUAAUCAGUGUGAUCUAAAGUUCUCAAAUUUUGAAAGUUUUCAAACCCAUUUAAAGUUGCAUUUGGAGUUGCUGUUGAGGAAACAGUCUUGCCCUCAGUGUAAAGAAGACUUUGAUUCCCAGGAGUCUCUUCUGCAACAUCUCACCGUACAUUACAUGACAACUUCGACUCAUUAUGUAUGUGAGAGCUGUGACAAACAGUUUUCUUCGGUGGAUGAUUUGCAGAAGCAUUUGUUGGACAUGCAUACUUUUGUGUUGUAUCACUGCACCCUUUGCCAAGAAGUUUUUGAUUCCAAGGUAUCUAUCCAAGUGCAUCUGGCAGUCAAGCAUAGCAAUGAAAAGAAGAUGUAUCGUUGCACAGCCUGUAACUGGGAUUUUAGGAAGGAGGUGGAUCUCCAGAUCCAUGUGAAGCAUAGUCACUUGGGGAAUCCGUCAAAGUCUCACAAAUGCAUCUUCUGUGGUGAGACCUUUAGCACAGAGGUAGAACUGCAGUGCCACAUCACAACCCACAGCAAAAAAUACAAUUGCAAGUUUUGCAGCAAAGCUUUUCAUGCCAUCAUCUUGCUUGAAAAGCACUUGCGGGAAAAACAUUGUGUUUUUGAUGCUAGCGCUGAGAACGGUACAGCUAAUGGCAUGACCCCAACAAAUAAGAAGACAGAAGGGGCAGAUAUCCAGAACAUGUUAAUGAAGAAUCCAGAUACUUCCAACAGUCAUGAAGCCAGUGAGGAUGAUGUAGAUGCUUCUGAGCCCAUGUACGGCUGUGACAUUUGUGGGGCUGCCUACACUAUGGAGGUCCUCUUGCAGAACCAUCGUUUGAGAGAUCAUAACAUCAGGCCUGGAGAGGAUGAUUGUUCUAGGAAGAAAGCAGAAUUCAUCAAAGGUAGCCACAAGUGUAAUAUCUGCUCAAGGACCUUUUUCUCAGAAAAUGGCCUGAGAGAGCACAUGCAGACCCAUCGAGGCCCAGCUAAGCACUACAUGUGCCCCAUCUGUGGGGAACGCUUCCCAUCACUCCUGACCCUAACGGAGCACAAAGUCACUCACAGCAAGAGCUUGGAUACAGGGACAUGUCGGAUCUGCAAAAUGCCACUGCAGAGUGAGGAAGAAUUUAUCGAGCACUGCCAGAUGCAUCCAGAUCUCAGAAACUCCCUCACCGGGUUUCGCUGUGUUGUCUGCAUGCAGACAGUCACCUCUACCCUUGAGCUGAAAAUUCACGGGACGUUCCAUAUGCAGAAAUUGGCAGGAAACUCUGCAACCUCGUCGCCCAACGGCCAGGCCUUGCAAAAACUCUACAAGUGUGCAUUGUGCUUGAAGGAGUUCCGGAAUAAGCAGGACUUGGUAAAGUUGGAUGUGAACGGCCUUCCCUAUGGCCUGUGUGCUGGAUGCAUGACCAGGAGCACCAAUGGACAGUCUUCGGGCUUGACUCCACAGGAGGUGAACGAGAGACCGUGUGGCAGUCUGAGGUGUCCAGAGUGUAGUGUCAAAUUUGAAAGUGCUGAAGACCUAGAGAGCCACAUUCAGGUAGACCACCGAGACCUGACGCCUGAGACUAGUGGUCAAAGGAAAGGUACCCAGACAUCCCCUGUUCCCAGAAAAAAGACCUAUCAGUGCAUCAAGUGCCAGAUGACCUUUGAGAAUGAGAGAGAGAUACAAAUCCAUGUCGCUAACCAUAUGAUUG